Homarus americanus (American lobster) is the source of this 607-nucleotide messenger RNA. RefSeq names its product inactive tyrosine-protein kinase transmembrane receptor ROR1-like. The annotation marks the transcript as partial. Gene Ontology annotation, molecular function: protein binding. The transcript is spliced from 3 exons. Lineage: Eukaryota; Metazoa; Arthropoda; Malacostraca; Decapoda; Nephropidae. The record is from RefSeq and is a predicted model, not a curated record.
AGUACAUGAAAAUGUAUGUUUUAUGCUACCCUGGAAAUACAUAAAUUAUCAAUAAUCUCAAAUUCUUUCUUCCCUAUAAGUGACCUGUCGGCAAAGUGUGAGGACUAUGCAAUUAAGUCAUUGUGUUACGCUGCACUCCCUCUGUGUAAUGAGAAUUUGCCAGAAGCAGAACCUAGACAGCUUUGUAGAGAAGAAUGUGAGAUCCUGGUAAACGAUGUGUGCAGAAUGGAAUAUGUUAUUGCUAAACAACAUCAACUGAUUGGACAACGGCUGCCAAUUCCUGAAUGUGAGGAGCUUUCACCGAUCACAUCUCCCGAUCAUCUGUCCUGCAUUCGUUUGGGAGUGCAGAGUGAACCCCUUGUUGAGGAUGAAAAGUGCUACUUAGGAAAUGGCGAGACUUACCGUGGAACAGAGAGCCAUACAGUCUUUGGACGAAUUUGUGAGCCUUGGAGUCAGAAUCAACUUUACAUGCGAACAGCUGAAUAUCCAGAACUUAUUGGUGGCCAUAACUACUGCCGUAACCCAGGUGGAGCAGAGACACAACCAUGGUGCUUUGUGGCAACUGAACACUCUGUAUCCAAGGAGGAGUGUGCAGUUCAAAUGUGCA